GUUUGGGGAGGUUUAAAUUCUGAGAAGCAGCUGUUUAGUAGACAGCUUCUAAGAAUCUGGAAAAGCUCUGAAACCCAGCUUCUUCAGUUUCUGGCUUCUUAGCUCAUUUUUUAGAAUCUAUAACUACAUAUUCUCAGAAGCUGUAGACUAUUUGAGACAGCUUCUAGCAGAAGCAGUUUUUGGGAAAAGCUGCACCUCCCAAACAGAGCGUAUAUAUAUAAACUCUGAUCAGCUAAUCGAGUCAUUCAUCCAGAGCAAACCGUUCACCAACACGAAGCCGGAGCUCAGCUGGUGCUCGAUCCAAGGCCAAGGAAUAUUAAUUACCAGCUCACUGAGUAGAUCAAAUUAAUGGACAGUGCCAAGGAGGAGAUGCGCCGCCGUGCCGCCACCACCGCCGGCUCGCCGGACGCCGGCGAAGCCGACUCCAUAGCCGUCCACCUGCAGGGGUGGUGCAGGGCGUGCCUGCACCUCGCCGCGCUCACCUUCCUCGCCUGCGCCUUCGUCCAGACGACGCGCCCAGCGCUGUCUGACCCGUGGGACCUCGCGUUCGUCGUCGCCGCCUACGCCAACCUCGCCGCGCUCUUCGUCGUCCUCCGCCGCGUCAAGCAGCUCACGCCGAUGUCGCCGGCGAAGGAGCGCAGGCGGCUGCUGCGACAAGCCUGGGAGCUGUUGACUGCCCUCAGCUGCGCGUUUGCGUACCGCGUAGAGCAGACCAUGCCAGCCGCCAUGGCCGUGUUCGUCUGGGCCAUGACGGCCUCCGUCGUCGUCGGUGGGGUCUACUUCCUGGUUCUCAACGAUGGCCGUGGAUCAGGGGAUUGCGACCGAUUUUUAGGACAACAUAUUGGCUCCGGUCUUGGGCACAACUAUAAAGGUGUGAUGAUGAUGGAGAGCUUCUGAAGGUUGCAUGUCACAAGCUUAAGAUGACGUUUAUGCAACUUUUUGCAAAUUAUGGAUGAAGAUUCACAAAUAGACUUGAAUAAUUGUGUUCUCAUUAUCUUAGUUUGGUCAAUUUUUUAUGCUUGGGUGUGUUUAAUUUUAUUUGAACUACACGUUUUAUUGAGGGCUAGAUUGUAAUAAUUGGAUGUAGCUCUGUUGAGCAAAGGCCGGGAUAUAUCUAUUUCAUUAUU
Oryza sativa Japonica Group (Japanese rice) is the source of this 1127-nucleotide messenger RNA. RefSeq lists its product as uncharacterized. The record is from RefSeq and is a predicted model, not a curated record. NCBI's taxonomy places the organism in Eukaryota, Viridiplantae, Streptophyta, Magnoliopsida, Poales, Poaceae.